AUGAAGUUAACUUGGAACUACUUCAGGUCCCGUGAAGAGGAAAAACCUUGGGUUCCUACGGUUUGGUUUAAGAAUGCUGUUCCAAAACAUGCUUUCACCUUUUGGAUUGCUAAUCUUGAUAGGCUUCCUGUUAAAUCAAGGCUCCAUGAUUGGGGAAUGCAAAUCUCUCCUCUUUGUGGAGUUUGUAACACUGAUGUGGAAUCCAGAGAUCCCUCCUUCUUCACUGCAACUUUGCAGAGGAGAUUUGGUAUUCUAUGA
Arabidopsis thaliana (thale cress) is the source of this 258-nucleotide messenger RNA. RefSeq names its product reverse transcriptase zinc-binding protein. The coding region runs from base 1 to 258 and encodes 85 amino acids. NCBI's taxonomy places the organism in Eukaryota, Viridiplantae, Streptophyta, Magnoliopsida, Brassicales, Brassicaceae. The record is from RefSeq and is marked reviewed. The transcript has a single exon.